AUGAAUUUUACUAGAAGAGGCAUCGAUGUACCUAUGAUCUACCGUUUAUUGUGUGUGCGUUUUCUCGUUCUUGACAUGUCGAAACGCGCAGUCGUAUGGUGUUUGAUUUUCGCGUACUCCGCCGAUUCGCAGUCCUGGGACCGGAAAGACGACGAGUUUUGCAAAGUGAUCACCAAGACCAACGACAAUUACACGUGUAAGGCGAUCGACCAAUGUCCGGUGGUUCUUCGUGCGGCUAAAGACCAUGCGGCGUAUCCAAAGAUUUGUAGAUUCCGCGGACGGACUCCGAUCGUGUGCUGUCCAAAUUCUCAAGAAGCCCCCAGUAGAAAUUCCACCGAAAUGUGUAGAGAAUACUAUUCGUUGACGACUAAAGGCGGUGGAACAAUCGAUUCUGGCGGUUGUCGACCGAAAAAGAUUUUCAGCGAAAACAUUCUUACCAUCGUCGGCGGAACCGAGGCCGAAGAAAUGGAAUUUCCUCACAUGGUUAUUUUAGGAUUUGGAGAAAACAUAAAAAAUGUCGUAUGGUCAUGCGGUGGAUCAUUGAUUAGCGAUCGUUAUGUGCUUUCAGCAGCACACUGUUCCGAAGUUGGAAACAAAAGCCCAGUUAAAUGGGCCUUACUAGGGGACAACGACUUAGGUUCCAACGAAGGUGCUGCAGACCCUCAGGUUCGCGAAAUCGUACAGCGCGUCUUGCAUCCAAAUUAUAAACCUCCGUCGAUGUACAACGACAUCGGUCUAUACCGGCUAAGCACACCGGUUCAAUUCAAUCGAUUUAUCUUUCCAGCUUGCAUAAACAACGAAGAACAAUUAACAGCUAAACAAGCAAUCGCCAUUGGUUGGGGAAGAACUAGUUCAGCUGGUCAAACGAGUAAUGUUUUAAUGAAAGUAUCAUUAGAUUUUGUGAAACAAAAUGAAUGUAAUCGUAGUUAUUCGUCUUCCAAAAGUCCAAAUUUAGAAUUUGGAAUAAAUCCAAAUAAUCAAAUUUGCGCUGGAAAAUUAGAAGGUGGCAAGGACACUUGUCAAGGUGAUUCUGGUGGGCCAUUACAGAUCGUUCAUCCCGAAUUCGAGUGUAUGUACACGCAAGUGGGUAUUACGUCGUUCGGAAAACUGUGUGGUGAACCAAACGCACCCGGUGUCUACACAAGAGUAUCCAACUACGUGUCUUGGAUCGAUAGCGUCGUUUGGCAGUCGUCUCCAUGAUUAUUGCAAUUCUAUGAUGCAGGAAAAAAAUUGUUUUCCGUGUCUGUCUCGUGCCUUGCGUAUAUAUUGAGUGAACAAUUAAGUGUUUAUAAAAACUUACAAAGUAUGUAUAUUACCUAGGUUUAUAUAAUAAAUUAUACUUGAAUCUACCUAAAAUUAUAAUCCUGUAUUCAACUACCCUAGAUAGUAAGUAACAGUUUAUAAGGAUAUCACUUUCUAG
Messenger RNA from Myzus persicae (green peach aphid), 1420 nucleotides. RefSeq names its product serine protease snake-like. The record is from RefSeq and is a predicted model, not a curated record. The transcript is spliced from 8 exons. The coding region runs from base 1 to 1200 and encodes 399 amino acids. Gene Ontology annotation, biological process: proteolysis. NCBI's taxonomy places the organism in Eukaryota, Metazoa, Arthropoda, Insecta, Hemiptera, Aphididae. Gene Ontology annotation, molecular function: serine-type endopeptidase activity.